ACAAGGACGCCUGGCAAACGAAGGUUCCAGCCUACAAUGGAAGUAGAUGGAGAAAAAGAAAAGGAGAUGGAAGUGUUUGCAGCCCAGAAUGACAAGGACGGUGAACUGGCUUGUGAUCUGGGGGAGACAGCAGACGGCUCUGGGAUAUCACUGCCCCUCCUGCAUGAGGAUGGACCAGAAGAAGAAUCGGAGAUGGGAGGGACUGGAAUCAACAGUACAAACCCCUUCGCACAGUGUGACUCCAAUGGCAGGGGGGCCAUACUAAUCACUCCCAGUUACUCAGGAGACACAACAGAUGUCCCCAUUGCACCUGAGGCCUCUUUGGACCUCACCAUCCCCGUCUCUGCCAGCGAGCGGGAAGAGCCUAAUGGCGGUGAGGAAGAGGAGCACGAGGAGCUGGCAGUUCUGGACCCCGAACAUCCCCUAAUGAGGAGAUUCCAGUCGGCGCUGAAGAACCAUCUAAAAAAGCAAUUAGACGGGCUGAACAUGGAGAUCCGGGAAAAGCUGGCCAUGGAGCAAGUGGAGUGCGCUCAACGAGAGGAGCUGGGCGUGGAACUGUACUCUGUGCAGCAGCAGUUGGCCCAGUUGCAGGCCGCCCUGGAGGGUCGUCACGAGGCCAACGCACAGGCAGCCAAGCAGCGUCUAUGCGCCCAGGAGCAGCUUGAGGAAAUCCGCAGCCAUUACCGUGCUGCUGUUAACAAGACUGGCCAGCAGAGGGUGCAGGUGUCUCAGCUGCAGACGGAGGUGGAGAACCUGGCCCUGCGCCUCUUCUACAUGCAGGAAGUAAGCGAGGGCGUGCGAUCUGACCUCACCACCAUGAAGAACGCCUCUCGUAAGGCCCAAGCUGAGAAGCUGCAAGCGGAGGAGGAGAAGCAGAAGCAAGACCUGUAUGUGGAGCGGCUGACCAAGCAUGUGGAGAAGCUGACCGAGCAGAUCACGCUGUAUGAAUUCCAGAUCAGCACCCAGUCCAAGGAGACCCAGGCUGCCAAGCAGGUCCUUGCAGAGGCCCAGAUGGAGAUCGACUCCCUGGAGGUGGAGCGAAAGCAGCUCGUGCAGCAGUGGAACAGCAGCCUGGUGGGCAUGCAGCGGCGAGACGAGGCCUACGCCGCCAAGCAGCGGGAGCUGAGGAUAACUCGUCACCACAUGCAGUCACUGGACACAGAGAUAGAGGGCUUCAAGAAAUCCAUUACGCAGGAGGAGGAGCGGAACGAGCUGCUGACGGCACUGCUGAGUCGCACGCAGAUGGGCCAGGCCGCCACCCGCCGACUCAUCGCCAACAGCCAUGCCCAGCAGGAGGCGCUGCAGGCCCAAUAUAGCACCUAUGCGCGCACACUGCAGGACACUGAGCAGACUCUGUCUCGCCACGAAGGGGAAUGUGCCGCACGUCAAACUGAAGCCGCUUCCCUCCGAAAGGAGGUCGAGAAGGAGUCUGCAAUUCGGCAGGAGCUGGAGGAGAAGAUCAUGGCCAAGAUGCAGGAGCAGCAGAUACAUGGCAACGCUGCCAAGUUCUCCCACGGGCUGAUUGAGAAAAUGGCCGCCCACAGGAGGGAGAAGGAGGUACAGCUGGCGCAGCUGGAGAACGAGAUGGCGCAGGUGGAGCUGGAGAGCGGCGAGACAGCACUGCGCUUGGACUUGCUGGAACGCCACCUCGGCGAGCUGCGGCAGGAGAAUGCCCGUCGGCAUGAGCUGCUGUCCCGCGGCGAGGCCGAAUUCGACAGAUGCGCUGCUGUGAUCGCCCGCAAGCAAUCAGCCAUCAACGUAUACAAUAAGAAAAUAGAGCAGAUGGUCUUCAGUACUGGGCAUGCUGACCUGGGGCCUCUGGAGAUCCGUGUCAGCACUCUGACCAAGCAGCUGGAGGAAGCAGCAGCAGGGAUCGUGGAGCAGCAGCAGUUUUGGCUUCGGCACCAGGGGGAGCUAGUGAGGCUCACUCAGGAGAAGCAGGCACAAAGCGCCGCCCUGCUGGCCCAGCAGACUCGGCUCACCAUCAUGCAGCAGAGGAAAGUGCGCACGGAGGGGGAGAUCCAGCAGGAGCAGCGGGAGCAGGCAGAGCUGGAGCGCCACAUAAAGGGGCUGAUGGCCGACACCGUGAAGCUCAACACUCUGCUCAGCAGGAACAGCCAGCUGCGCCAGGCGCUGGAGCAGGGCAAUGCGCUCAUGGAGAGCAACUUCCUGCACACGCUCAAGGAGGCUGAGAGGGAAUCUGUCCAGAUGCAAAUGAAGCUGGAGGAGGUCCAGGAGAACAAGGAGAGAUUGAUCAGCAGACUGGUAGAGGCAGAGCGGCAGGUCAUGUUGUGGGAGAAGAAGAUACAGCUGGCCAAGGAGACCCGAUUAGCCGUGGACUCCGAGGUCGGCCAGGGGGAGAUCCGGCAGAUGAAGGCUGAGAUCCACCGCAUGGAGGUGCGCUACGCCCAUCUGAUGAAGCAACAGGAGCGGCUUGUGCGCGACAUGGAGGCAGCGGUGGCCCAGCGGGAGGCGGUGGCGGUGCGAGCCGCAGUGCGGGCCAAGGCGCGCCGCGGGCAGCCCACCCAGAUUGAGUUCCAGGGCCUCCUGCAGGGUCUGCGCAGGAAGAUCCAGGACACACAAAAGCAAACGGCGGAGUGCGACGGCAUCAUUAAAAGUCUACAGGAAACCCAGACGAACCAGGGAGCCAGUUUCCGGGAGAAACAGCAGCACCUAAACCAGCUGCAGGACACCGGCGCCUCCCUGGCUGCAGACCUGCGCAGGCUGCAGGACAGCAAGGAGCAGAACCUGGCGAGGCUUGUGACACUGCAGGGCCGCGCCAAGCAGCUGCGGGCGGUGCAGGAGGGUCGCUACACCCGCCUGUCUGCCAGCGAGGAGGCACUACAGUCUGCUAUACAGCGGCAAGAGGAGCGCCUCCACACCAUCAGCACCAUCCUGCACCGCGUCCGCCAAGACCUCCCCCAGCACCAGGGGGCGCUGCACCGCCUCUCCCUGGUCUUGAGCUUCCAGCUACAGGGACCGCAGGAGUCUGCGUGAGGACCCCACCAUGGAUGACUAUCGACUGCCUGUACACUGUUCUGCAAACUGCUGUUCAUUAUAGCAACAGCAGGGUAGUAACAGCAUCACUGUGGCUAUCAGGAACUUUGAUGUCAUUUUAGAAUUAAAAAAAAUCCCCAGGGACACUGACAUAGUCAUCAUACUCAUGGAGCUCUUUAUCCAGUGACCAGAAUGCUAUAACGUUACUCCGUCUUUCCAUGUGACCUCUGCAGUUAUCUGCACUGUUUUUAGCAGUGAGUAGAUUUUCAUUUUUGGGGUGUGACGUCGUCUGCAGCACUGAGAGUAAUCAGAUGUGUAUCUCUGUAGUCGUUUGUGUACAGUGGUACUUUUACCCCAUGCACUGACAGCCGACAGACAAACACGUCUCUCUCCUGCAAACUCUUUCGCAUUUUUAUCGCUGUCAUAUUGGUUUCCAUCUUGUUUCAUGGAAAAACUCUGGACAGCAAUAAACUUAAUUUAAAGGAUUGAUUUUGCAUUGAUUUGGAUUUUUGGUUUCCUUUUUGCGUGCAGCUGAGCUCUUUGUUUUAUUUUUAUACUUAUGUAAAUGGUUGGAUGUUUUGGGACCAUAUUUGAGGGCGUUUAUGCUCCACGUGAUGAGAGUACUUGUGGUUUACUCUAUUGAUGAUAAUACUUGUUGAACUGUUUCGCAUUGCUGAGUUCUAUGUUACCCUGUCUUUCUCUAUUAAUUAUUAAAAUUCGUUAU
Molecule: messenger RNA, 3721 nt
Organism: Brienomyrus brachyistius
Lineage: Eukaryota; Metazoa; Chordata; Actinopteri; Osteoglossiformes; Mormyridae
Gene: ccdc40
Product: coiled-coil domain containing 40
Biological process (GO): axoneme assembly; heart looping; epithelial cilium movement involved in determination of left/right asymmetry
Cellular component (GO): cytoplasm; cilium
Source: RefSeq, a predicted model, not a curated record